Messenger RNA from Silurus meridionalis, 2319 nucleotides. It is a transcript of the gene atg14, whose product is annotated as autophagy related 14. Gene Ontology annotation, cellular component: autophagosome; extrinsic component of phagophore assembly site membrane; phosphatidylinositol 3-kinase complex, class III. Lineage: Eukaryota; Metazoa; Chordata; Actinopteri; Siluriformes; Siluridae. The record is from RefSeq and is a predicted model, not a curated record. The coding region runs from base 172 to 1722 and encodes 516 amino acids. Gene Ontology annotation, biological process: autophagosome assembly; mitophagy; cellular response to starvation. The transcript has 10 exons.
UGUGGCGUGUUGCGUUGAGUAGCGUAGACCAACUAGUGUUUUGUGUAGUUUCGUUGAGGCAGCCAUGAGUUCCAGCUUCAGCGUCUGUAGCUGAGAAUGAAGUCGAAGACGACGUGAACCGCGCUUUCACAUUACGGUAGCACGGCACUGCAGCGUGUAAGCACCGGCGCUAUGGCAUGUCCCCCGGAGAGCGAAGUGCGGGUGGUCGGGCCCUGUGAGUCGGCCACUGAGGGGGCGAGAGCGCAGGCCCGAGCAACGAGACUACCGGAUCAGCCUCUUCAGCCGGGGGCCGUGAUCGUCUCUCCGGCCACAAUGAUGGUGGAGUCGGUGGACGAUGCGGAGGGACUGUACGUAGCUGUGGAGAGAUGUCCUCUGUGUAACACUGCGAGACGCAGGCUGACCUGUGCCCGGUGUAUCCGAGCUGGAGACUUUGUCCACUUCGACGGCAAAAAUCCUGAAAGAUACACAGAGAAACUGGAACGCCUUCAGAAAAUAAAGAAAGAAAAUGAGAUUAUUCAGCAAAGAGUAAUUAAAACCAUGGACAAGAAGGUUCAAGCAGACCAGCUUAAGUGGAAGAUUAUGUCAUGUAAGAUGAAGAUUGAGCAACUAAAAGAGGCAAUCUGCAGUGGGAAUGAAGAAGUGAAGAGUGGUAAAGAUGUGUUACUUCGCUCUCAGGAAGAAGGUCAAAGACUGCAGCGUCGUGCGAGUCGCCACCAAGAGAAGAGGGAUAAGAUUGAGCGUCAUAACCGUCGCCUGAGUGAACUGUUAGAGAAAAGAAAUAAAGAGCUACAAAACAGACUGGAGGCUCUGGCUGAGGUACGACGGGGUCACAUCUGGGAACUCACCACCUACAUCUUCCCCACACAGGAGGAGAAGCAGGGCAGCAGGUUUGAAGACCCGGCAGAAACUGCUGUAGCAGAGUACGACUUUGCUCUCACGUCCAGCACUGUAAGCGAGUUAGCUGAGGCCCGACGAACAACCUACAUGUCUGGUCGUUGGAUCUGGGACGAUCAGAAUGGAGAAACAAGUAUCAGCAUCACAGGGCCCCAUGUCACACUACCCAGUAAUGGAGACUGCUCAGCCUACUAUAACUGGGUUGAAGAGAAAAGCACUAAUCCUGGCCCAGAGCUAGACCACAUCACUCCGGCGCACACGAUUAGCGCAGCCCUCUGCUAUGCUACUCAACUUGUUAACAUUCUUUCCCAUAUUUUGGAUGUCAAUCUGCCCAAGAAGUUGUGUAACAGUGAAUUCUGUGGUGAUAAUUUGAGUCGCUACAGAUUUACUCGUGCUGUUAACAAACUCAACACCAACAUCUUGCAUCUCUGCUUUUCCCAGCAUGUAGACAGUGAGCUACUCCAUCCACACCACACACUGAGGAAUAUCAUGUUUCUGGUCUCGCCUGAGAACAAGAACCUUGGCAGGACUGGACCUUUUGAAGUAAGUGCAGACUUGGAGGACUCUAUGGAAUUUCUGGAGCCUGAGUUAUCGUGUGCUGCAGAGGAGAGUGGAGAUGAAGCGGUAACAGAUGAUGAGACAGAUUUGGGCACAGACUGGGAAACUGUCCCUAGCCCCCGAUUCUGUGACAUCCCUUCUCAGCCUAUGGAGCUGUCUCAGAGCACAGCCAUGCAGGUCUCACAGCCAGCAGGAAACGCAGGAGGCAUGAUCUCCUCUGCUGCUGCCUCAGUCACCUCUUGGUUUCGUGCCUACACUGGCCAGCGCUGAGGCCAGGCUCGAAUGUUAAGACUGCUGUAGCUAUGCAAACAAACUAUUUGUCUCUCCAUCUUUUCUCAAAUCUUAUUAGCAAAAGUGGUUUUGUGACUGUCACUUUUGAUUGCAUGUCAAGAAGGAGUAUGUGAAAGGGAGGAAAAGAAUGGCAUUUGUAAUGUUUAUAAAAAAAAAAAAAAAAGUUGAAAUAGGAUCUGGUGAAAUGUUUUGUUCUAAAGAAAACGCCUGACCUUUGUAGCUCAUGCACACUGUAGGAUGCUCACCCUAUCCAUUCAGCAACGUUUCUUUUUACUCCUUUUAACUUGGAUAUAUUAGGGUGAAAUAAUAAUCCUUUAGGAAGAAGGUUCUUUAUGAAUUAAUAGCAUGAUGCACUAUGUUUCACUUUAAUGGGCUUGAAGGAAACAUUUUGUUUAUUGACGAUUACACCAAUCCAGAAUACCAUUUUAAAACAGACUCAGUACUGGUGUUCUACAGAGUGAGUGCUGGCUUCAGUUUGCUCAAAGUGCACCUUUUCACCAGCUAUUUAAAACCCCUGUUUCUAUUUGGAAAUGUGUUGUGUUUCAGUUUAUGAAUAAACAACUGAUUUGUACUUAA